Drosophila novamexicana is the source of this 2202-nucleotide messenger RNA. RefSeq names its product probable tRNA (uracil-O(2)-)-methyltransferase. Gene Ontology annotation, molecular function: tRNA (uridine) methyltransferase activity. Bases 74 to 1717 code for a protein of 547 amino acids. Gene Ontology annotation, biological process: tRNA methylation. The transcript has 2 exons. NCBI's taxonomy places the organism in Eukaryota, Metazoa, Arthropoda, Insecta, Diptera, Drosophilidae. The record is from RefSeq and is a predicted model, not a curated record.
CACAUUUUGCUUUGCUUUUGCUAUACUUGAUUAGCAUACUAGUCCGCACAAGUGUUGGUAAACAUUGCAAGACAUGGCAGCUGUGAAGCUCGACGAGGCGCAAUUCUGGCAGUCCAUAGCAAUAUUAAUAAAAAACUAUCAUGCGUUGAAUAAAAAAAUAUUCGAGGUGCUUAUAACACAGGUGCAAAAGUUGCAGCAGGGUAAACUAUAUGAAUCCAACGAGGCUGAGCUGGAGCAGCAGCUGCGAACCAAUGCUAAUGAGAGAACGUGUGAGGGUUUUAGGAUUGGCUACAAGAUGCUGACCAAAAAGUUGGCCACAAAUAUUUUGGCCAAUGGAACUGUGGAUUUUGGCACGCAAAGCUAUGAAUGCCAUUUCCUACGGGAUGCCGGUUUCGAUGAUUUCUCCGUUAAUUUAAUUGGUGACCAGCUGGAAGCCGUUACUCUGCCGCAUCGAGUGGAAUUGGACAGCGAGCAAAGCUCUCGCUGGGCGGAGUUUGUGCUUAAGCCUAAGCUAUACAACUGGUCACAGGGCAAGCGGGACGAAAGCGCACAGAAAUCGUUGCAUUUAUUGGAUGUAGAAAUGUACAGCGAACUGUACAAAAAACUCAAGCAAAAGCACGCGCAGCGUCUGCUGCAGUGCUGGCAAACGGCAAACGAAUCGACAGAUCCGUUAAAGUUUAUAUAUGAGGAUUUAGCCAUUGCCGCAUACCUAAUCACCCUAUGGAACUGCACACAAUCGCAGCCUACAGCAUUUGCCGACUUGGGCUGUGGCAAUGGGCUGCUCGUCCAUGUGCUCAAUGCGGAGGGCUACAAGGGAUACGGCUACGAUGUACGCAGGCGUAAACUGUGGUCACUUUACCCGGCGCAAACGAAUGCGAGUCUCAUCGAGCAAACUGUGGAGCCAAAUAGCUUUUCAUUGGAUUAUCCGGACAUUGACUGGCUAAUAGGCAAUCAUUCUGAUGAGUUGUCACCCUGGUUGCCAGUGUUGGCGGCUCGCUUGAAAACCAGCUUUUUUCUGCUGCCGUGCUGCCCGUUUGAGCUUUCCGGCGUUAAGUUUCAGCGGCGCAACACUAGCAUCAGCGCUUAUCAGGAUUUUCUGAUAUAUGCACGACAAAUCUCGGAUAAGUGUGGCUUUGAAACGCUGCAGGAUCGGCUGAAGAUACCAAGCACCAAACGCAUAGCCUUAAUUGGCUUAAAGCACACAACAAAAGCGUCCCAGUGCCUGGAACAUUUUGUGCAGCAAGAGCUGCAAAAGCACAAAGCGGGCGUCGAAAGCGCGGCGAAUUCAGUAAAGCUGCGCGAGAAAGCAGAGAGCGUGAGAAAUUGCACGCAAGUGGAAAAGAGCAUAAUUGACUCAUUAGUUUUGAAAAUCUUUUGCAUGUUGUUGGCCAAUGCAAAUACAACCAGCAAUCCUAUGGAUAACGAUUGGCUGCCAGGACAACAGUUGACAAUGCGUGACAUAGCACAGGGCCUCACCAAAGCGGAGCUUAGCGGCAUCAAGUCCGAGUGCGGCGGUAUUAAAACACUGCUGCGAAAUAAGCACGAAGUAUUUGAGUUUUGCGGCGAAGAUCGUAUUCGCAUACGUAAGCCCAAAGCUGUUGCGGCGACUGAAAGCACUGGAAAGCAGGUAACGACUAAGAAACGACCCUGUUUCUUUAAGCUACACCAUCCUCAGGGCUGUCCGUUAAAAGAUAGCGAGUGCUCCUUUAUACAUUAAUUGUAAACAUUCGUCAUUAAAACUAAAUUUAAAAAAAUCAUGUGUAAUUUCAAACCAUUUAUUAAUACAGUGGAUGAUUGCCAAUUCAAAGGCUUGAGUUAGUAAUAUUUAUUCGCGAAAGAUAUGGAAAUUUGGAGUUAUUUUUUGAUAAAAAUCAGCAAAAAUAAUUGUAAUGUAUGUAUUAUAUUUGGAUUUUAAUGCUAACUGUAUUCCAAUUAAAUAGAGUUGUCGAAAAUAAUACAAUUAUACAAUAGGAAAGCCCAAUUGAAUUAAAGAUUAACAUAAGAACGACAUCCCAAUGGCAAAAUUAUUAUAUCUUGUCUUGCUCAGUUUGGGUAUUGGAUUUUCGGAAUCCCAAAGAUAAUUAUAUAUAACAUAUUUACGAGCUUUUAUAACAUAGAAUCUUCUUAGGGUUUAGUUUUGUAAUUUAAUAUAUUUUGUUUCUACUUUUAAAUAAUUGUUUCGGAUAUAAAUUUUAAUUCAAA